Molecule: messenger RNA, 1541 nt
Organism: Ectocarpus sp. CCAP 1310/34
Lineage: Eukaryota; Phaeophyceae; Ectocarpales; Ectocarpaceae
Source: the annotation of a GenBank genome assembly
AUGCUGUACGAGAUCAACGCGCUCCCUUGGAGCUACGUGCCCCCAUCCGACCCGGCCGCCGCCGCCGCCUCGCAAACGUCGGCUGCUGCGGCCCAGGAGGGUCGACCAUCGUCGGCACGGGAAGGCCGGUGCACGACCUUCGUCUGGGCCUCCGCAGCCGCCGCGAUUGCGGCCGUCGCCGCCAUCGUCUAUGGCUUUCUCGAGCGCACCGGGCGCCUCAACAGCAGCAGCUACCGGGUGGGCGGGGCUCCUCCCCCCUACUUUGCGGCGCGCGCAGGCACGAGGGAGGAGGCGUCGCCUUGGAGGAUGACGGGGGCCGUUGGCGCCGGCGGCGUGAUCGGGGCAGGCCGUGACCGUGGGCGGAGGACUAGCGGCAGCUCGCAGUACGAGAGCAUCUCGGACGUGUCUCCGUCAAGGGCGUGAAGACUGCCGUAGUACCACAGCCGGAGUAAAUAGGAAUUUUGUUCGUUGUUGGGGUCCGAGUGUGGUUGGUUGUGUCGGUUUUGUUGAGUCGUCACCCGAACGGCUUUUGUUGGUUUCCGGUGGUUGUCGUCGAGGAGUUUUGUUUUCUGCCAAUCGAUAGCAUACUGUUUUAACGUGAUCAGCCACGUACUGCGAACAUGCAUCUUGUCGUCGACAACUUUGGCCGCAAGGUCCUACGGUAGUCCUAAGGGCCUGGCUUCUUCGGAAGAAGUGGACUUUAGGGAGAGAGAGUGCGACAUGAGGUUUGGCACAGCGGACGUUCGGUGCGGAACGCCCAUGUACUGUAGGAGGCGAGCAAAUGCUUUCUCUUGGCACUCAAAAACGAUCGUGCACCAGGCAGCUGUUGUACAGUAGAAUAUACAAUGCGAAAAUGUUGUUGGGAGGCAUCCCAUGCGGAGCGGGAGCAUCAUAUAAUAUUUUUCUCCUUUGCCGGAUAUAUCAAUGUCGCCAGCGAUGUCCGACCAUUUGGCUGGGGACGUUUAGUUGUGUUUUUUUUUUUACUGCCGUCGUGUGUGCGAGGUGGUGGCGCAUCUGGGGUGGUCCUUAUUUUUUUUGUUUUCUAUUUAGAUUGAAGUGUGUAUGUACCCUUUCAGGUAAAGAGAAGUCUUUCUAGUAGUUAGGCCGUGCUUCAAAAAGUAGACAAGGAAGGCGUCCGCGUCAGCUAGACCGGUGUGGGAACUAGAAGGAGCUCAUCAGAGACCGGGAACCGUCCGUAUGUGCGAAAACCCGUCGGAUUGUUGACGUUUGUUUUUUGCUUCGUUCGCAUGAGCUGCGCGCGACAGGCGAUCUGCUCUUUCAAGAGUAAUGAUACAGGACAUGGAGGCCAUCGGACAUUCUAUCUGUAGAGCCGUAGGAAACUCUUCGUAAUCGUUGUCGCCUGGUAGGAGAAGCAAAACUCUCGCGGCUUCAGCAAACAUGGUCGUAUUAGGCGCUCGUUGUGCUGUGUUGUGGUGGUAUGCGUGUUUAUUCGAGUUGCGCUCGGCUGUUGUUAUGGUCAACGCCAAGAAGAGUAUUUGAGCAUGCUACAUAGUCUACAUACGUGAAAAAAGAUACAAGGU